AUGCCCAGUGAGUUUGCAUUAGUUGCGGCAGACGAUUUUGUUAUUCCGUUUCAGAGAUUCUCGAGCUUCAGUCGCCUGGUUAGGACCACAGCCUGGGUCCUACGGUUUGCGCGCUGGUGCCGCAAACAGCGAAACGAACUCGAGGAAUACGGCCUUACUGCAGCAGAAUGUAAGGCCGCGGAGAACCUGUUGGUCAGACAGGCACAAUUGGAGUCGUUCCCCGACGAGAUGAGGUCGGCGGAAACUGGACAGGACGUCGCUAGAUCGAGCGACAUUCGAGGGUUGGUGCCCUACCUAGACGAGGACGGGAUUCUGCGAGCUUACGGCAGAAUUGAUGCCGCACUGUGCAUCCCGUACAGUGCGAGGAGGCCCGUAUUACUGUCACACAGGCACAGUCUGACAGAGCUGAUUGUGAGAGACUUCCACGCCAGGAUGAAGCAUCAAAAUGUGGAUGCUACGAUUGCGGAGAUCCGGACAAAGUUCUGGGUCACAAAGAUGAGGCGUGUGAUGCGGAGAGUCAUCUCAUCGUGCAACGAGUGCAAGUUGCAGCGAGCGCGGCCGAUGCCGCCGAUAAUGGGACCCCAUCCGGAAGACAGACUGGAUGCGGGUGGAUGGCCAUUCAAAUACACAGGACUGGACUACUUUGGGCCACUGCUGGUGACUGUGUCCCGUCACAAGGAGAAGCGUUGGGUCGCCUUGUUUACGUGUUUGACGACAAGGGCGAUUCACCUGGAGCUGGCGCAUGACCUGUCGACGGAUUCCUGCAUAAUUGCGAUCAGGAACUUCGUCUGCCGUAGAGGGCCAGUAUAUAGACUGCGCAGCGAUAACGGCAAGAACUUCGUGGGAGCUGACAGGGAAGCCAGGCGCUUCGGUGACGUAUUCGAGAUGGAGAAGCUUCAGAGUGAGUUGUCAAGCAGAAGCAUUGAAUGGGUUUUUAAUUGUCCAGCGAACCCGUCUGAGGGCGGAGUUUGGGAGCGCAUGGUGCAGUGCGUCAAGAGAGUACUGCGUCAUACCCUGAAGGAAGUUGCGCCGAAGGACCAUGUAUUGGAGAGUUUCCUGAUUGAGGCGGAGAAUAUUGUAAACUCGCGUCCGCUCACCCACUUGCCUAUGGAUGCGGACCAGGAGGCGCCGUUGACGCCAAACUCAAGGGAGUAG
Molecule: messenger RNA, 1155 nt
Organism: Drosophila teissieri
Lineage: Eukaryota; Metazoa; Arthropoda; Insecta; Diptera; Drosophilidae
Exons: 1
Coding region: 1-1155 (384 amino acids)
Biological process (GO): DNA integration
Molecular function (GO): nucleic acid binding
Source: RefSeq, a predicted model, not a curated record